AUGCCCCUUCAAGGAACAUAUGAAGUAAAACUUGGGCAGAGCUUUAUAGAUCCCUCCCAGAAUUACUUCAUGACCAUGAGGUGCAAUUUCCUACCUGCAUCAGUCGACAAGGACCAACCAGGAACAAUCAAAAUUAAUGAUGAUAAUGAAGUUGGCGUACGCCUACCAAACGUCCCUGGGGCAGAACAACCUUCGACAUUGUUUAAGGGAAACAUUCGGCCGGUUCAGAAAGAAUGCAUUCUCAUUUACAAUAAGGCAACAAAUGAAUUAACACUCGAGCGGAUAUCCAAAGCUGCACAGUUGAAGAAGAUUCGUGAUGGGUCGUCUUGUAAAAGGCCAAAAGUUUCUCAACAGCCGCCCGUAGUACCUAAUCCCACUACUGCAUCGGGUCAAGUAUCCAAGCCAAAGGUUCGAACAAUGUCUGAAUCCAGUUCCGACGAGGAUAAACAUCCUAGCAAACCAAAGCCCAAGUCCCCCUUACUUCACAGACCUCCCGCAGUUGUGUCAAACAGCCAGACAAUUCUAAAACGCUCAACUCUAAGUUCUUCGUCAUCAUCAAGUGAUAGUGAAGGUGAAGUUCCUAACAGUCCCGUGCAAAAAUUUGGAAACCGACAGCCCUCAAGUCUUUCAAGUUUAAGCGACAUAGAUGAUACGAAAGUUCCACAAUCUCAGGCGAAACCCGCAUUGAACCUGGAUUUGCAAUCGUCUGCGUCCCUUCAACGCGCCCUCGUUGCUAAUGACCUGCAUCUAAGUGAAUCCGAAUCUGACGACGACUCACUGUAG
Molecule: messenger RNA, 783 nt
Organism: Mesocestoides corti
Lineage: Eukaryota; Metazoa; Platyhelminthes; Cestoda; Cyclophyllidea; Mesocestoididae
Source: the annotation of a GenBank genome assembly